This is a messenger RNA of Cololabis saira (Pacific saury), 3382 nucleotides long. RefSeq lists its product as uncharacterized. The record is from RefSeq and is a predicted model, not a curated record. The coding region runs from base 182 to 2404 and encodes 740 amino acids. NCBI's taxonomy places the organism in Eukaryota, Metazoa, Chordata, Actinopteri, Beloniformes, Belonidae. The transcript is spliced from 2 exons. Gene Ontology annotation, molecular function: nucleic acid binding. Gene Ontology annotation, biological process: DNA integration.
GUCAGCCCUUUCCACCUAUUCAUUAAAGUUGCAAUAUAGGGCAGGAAAACAAAACUUGGAUGCAGAUGCCCUAUCCAGGCGGUCACAUGGUGAGCUGUUUGACGACUAUGCUUCACAAAAAGAACAAGAGAGGAUCAGUAAGUUCACUGCCAACCACCUGUCUGAAACCGAAACCUCUGAGAUGGUUAAUACAGAGGAGAUAAAGGCCAUCUGUGAGAGGCAUGAUGUCUACUUAAGGGAUGAGAAGUCUGACCCUUCUGAUCGUUCUAUUGCAUUGGUUGAGUCCAUAACACUCUGUCCUGAGGCAAUCCCCCUCAGUUUUCAAGGGGAACAUGAUCAUGGGUUGCCAGUGGUACCCUCUCUCUCUGUAGCUGAACUGUCAGAGAAGCAGCACGCAGAUCCCAGCAUCAGAGAAAUAAUAACUCACAUGCAAACAGGGGAAUCACCCCCACCUUUAGUAAGGACGGAGCUCCCUGAGUUUGUUUUCUUAUUGAGAGAACGGAAAAAGUUGGAACUCAUAGACGGAGUUUUGUACAGGAAGAGACAAAGUGCCAAUACCAGCACCUAUCAGCUGGUUCUGCCACGAGAACUGAGAGAGCUAGUGCUGAAAAGCCUGCAUGAUGAAAUGGGUCAUCUCGGUGUUGAACGGACACUUGACCUUGCGAGGGAUAGGUUUUAUUGGCCGAAAAUGUCUUCAACAGUUGAGGAAAAAAUAAGGGCAUGUGAUCGUUGUGUCCGACGAAAGACUCCAGUGGAGAGAGCUGCCCCGAUGGUCAACAUACGGACCAGCAGACCUCUAGAGCUAGUUUGCAUGGACUUUUUAAGUGUUGAACCAGAUCGGAGUAAUACCAAAGAUAUACUGGUAAUAACGGAUCAUUUCACAAAAUACGCCCUAGCUAUACCGACUCCAAACCAGAAAGCAACCACUGUGGCCAAGUGUUUGUGGGACCAUUUUAUAGUGCAUUAUGGGUUUCCUGAGAAGCUUCAUAGUGAUCAGGGCCCAGAUUUUGAGUCACGCACUAUAAAGGAGUUGUGUGUCAUGGCAGGGAUAAAAAAGACAAGAACGACUCCAUAUCAUCCGAAAGGAAACCCUGUUGAGCGCUUUAACAGAACGCUAUUGCAAAUGUUAGGCACUCUGGACAACAAAGACAAGUCCCAUUGGCGAGAUUAUGUUAAACCACUGGCACAUGCGUACAAUUGUACUAAACAUGAAGUCACAGGUUUUUCUCCCUAUGAGCUUAUGUUUGGGAGGAAGCCGAGGCUCCCUGUAGAUCUAGCCUUUGAGCUUCCUGUCAAUGAUCAGUCUAUGUCCCACUCACAGUAUGUGCAAAACUUAAAGGACAGUUUGAAGGAAAGCUAUGCACUUUGCAAUAAAAAUGCUCAGAAGUCUGCUGAGCGCAAUAAACUCAGGUUUGACAAAAGAGUAACAGAGUCUAGUUUAGAACCAGGUGACCGAGUGCUAGUUAGAAACGUGCGAUUGAGAGGGAAGCAUAAACUAGCUGACAGGUGGGAAGCAGAGGUUUAUGUAGUUGUCUCAAGAGCUGGUGAUCUCCCAGUAUACAGAGUGUGUCCAGAAAGGAAAAAGGGGCCCUUGCGCACCCUACACAGGGACCUGUUGUUACCCUGCAGGUUUUUGCCAGUAAGCGUUCCAGAGAGCUCAACCCCACCACCGGUGACGAAAAAGCCAAGGACUCGUCAAAACCCGGGCAGUGAAAAUGAAAAUGAGGAGUGUGAACAGUCAGAUGAUGAUGAAUCGUAUCCCCUAAGGUAUGUGCCGGUGGAAUCACCUGCAUGCAGCACAAUCCCUAGAGUGGAUGAGGCAGUGGAUGAUGUUAUAACUAAGGAUGGCACUGCUGAACUCGCUGCUGCUCCUCCCGAACCAUGUAGUACAGACUCUGAGAGACUGGUUCCGCAGGAAGUGGCUGAGGAAGCCUUAAUAACAAAGCCAUCUGAUCCUGGAACCUCAGACCCCAAAAUGUUGGAGAGACACUCUUUCUUGCGAAAAGAAAUACCUCCUGUGUCCUCCAGGUGCCCUGAUGGAGAAGUUGAGAUGCUCACACCUGACAAUACAGAUCAUACCCCUCACAAUGAUACCCAGCUUGACAUGACGCAUUCAGAUGAGUCAUCAGGAGAGGUGCAGAGGGCGGUCAGGUGUUCAAACAGACUAAGGACAGGACCCAAAAGACUCCAUUAUGCAGAGCUUGGAAAUCCUUUAAUAGAAGUGGUACAAUCACUUUUCCAGAGUCUCAGUGAUGCAUUAGUUAACUCAUUAAAUGGUGUCGAUUCACGGGUUGAUGAUCAAAUUAGUACAACUCCAGGUGUGCCAGUAAUUACACAGCCACUAAGGAGGAGCACAGGGACGUGCCUCCCUUCACAGGGGGAGGGUGUAACCCAGGUCAUAUAAAUAUUUACUGUUGAGACACAAAUGUUCUUGAGCAUGUGGAAAAAAUUCAUCUAAUGUGAGUUUUAUUAAAAAGGAAACAUGCAUCUUAUUUUGAAAUUCCCGGAAGUGGAAAAAAAAAAACUCCGCCGUCUCUGAAAAAGACGAUUUGGAAAGAAAGACGUGAGAAACACGGAGGUGAUAUUUUUCUUUGUUCAGAAACUUGUCAGAUAGACCUGGAUAACCACCAGUGAAGCGAACCCUGUUCCGUGAAGAUGUUUUUGUGUGUAUUUGGAUUCUUCUGGGUGAGUUUGACUGUUUGUAAAUGAGAAAUUCAUGGCUGUAAAACUUUAAUGGCGGCCGUUGUGUUGUGAGCAGUGCUUUUAAUUCGAUGUACGUGACGCUGUUUAAGUGACACUGGUUAUAUAUAUGUUGUAGAGUGUUUUUUUUAUGUGCCUUCGUGCACCAAAUGAAACUAAAAUGCACAAUACAAUGCACUGAAAAAAAGGCGCUUUGUUCUGUAGUGUGUCGGCGGUGCGCCGUCGCCAUUUUGAGACGUCAGGAGAGCCCGUUUACUGAUUCCUUUGGUCAGGUUUUUUUGUUGGAUGUAUGAUCCUGCGUGCUGAUCCAGUCCAGAGGUGGCGAGCCAACUGUACCAGGACCCACGGAUGUCUGCUGAUUGGGAGAGUUUGAUUUCCUCUGGACUGCCUGAACUUUGCUGAUCCUGCUAGGUGGUAGGAUAAAACUGCACUUACCAUCCUUCUGCAUACUCUGGGAGGACAUCAGAACCCACAUUUCUGUGGUGUGGAGUUGCACCACAGUGACUGACUAAAAAUCCCCCGGGGGUGUAUUUUGUUUUUUUUAUCAUUUAUUUAGUGAUCUGGGCCCAGCUUUCACUGUGUUUAUUUUGAUGAUCAUAUUUGUGUUGUCCACUGUUUUUGUUUGGACUGUUUAAUACAGGUGCUUGAACUAAGUUUGUUGUGUGGCCUCAUUAAUUAUCUC